AUGACAUUUAAAGAAGUAGCACUUGUGAUCGGCGCAUCUCGAGGGAUUGGACGACAAAUUGCAAUUGAUCUCGCCAAGGACGGAUAUGCAGUGAUCGUAUCCGCCAAAUCCACCAGCGAUGCCUCCGCAACUCAUCCUUUCCCACCUAACCCCAAUUCAUCUGCCUCAACCAUCUCCACCGUCUGUCGGGAAAUCGUUGAAUCGGGGGGAACAGCCACUGCCAUACCAUGUGAUGUUCGCAACCAUGCCGAUGUCUCCUCUCUCGUUUCCCAAGUCAUCUCAACUUAUGGACGCAUCGACGUACUGGUCUACAACUCCGGCGCCAUAUACCAUUCCUCCGUGCUCACCACCCCCUUAUCCCGUUACAUGUUAAUGGAAUCCGUCAAUCCUAAUGGUCUCUACGCAUCCAUCCAAUCUUGCGUCCCGCAUUGGAAAGCCCAAAAUUGGAAAGCGAGGAUAAUAGUUAUAUGUCCCCCAAUCUACUCCCGAUUUUUCCGGGGCAAAACCGCAUAUGCUAUGGGAAAAGUAGGAAUGAGUGUUUUAGUACAGGGACUCGGAAUGGAUAUUGCGAGAAUGGGAGAAGAGGCCAAAGAAAUGGCGGUUACGGGACUGUGGCCCGCGGUUGCGAUUGAGUCUGCAGCGACCGCUCAUUUUUCCUCGCCCGACGAGCAUUUGAGACAUCCUAGCAUUUUUUCUGAUGCUAUUUUGUCGAUCUUAAAGGCACCAUCUAAGGAUGUAAAUGGUCUUUUGACUUUGGAUGAGGACUAUUUGAGGGAUCAUGAUGGAGUGACAGAUUUUAGUAAAUAUGCUUUAGUGCCUGGGACUACACCGAGGAGGAUCAUGCCGGCCAAGUUUCCGGAUUUGACGGUUGAGGAACAGGAUGAUGAGGGGACGAGAUUGGAUAGUGCGAAGAAGGAGGAGGAUGGGAGGUUGAGUAAACUCUGA
This is a messenger RNA of Sclerotinia sclerotiorum 1980 UF-70, 945 nucleotides long. RefSeq lists its product as hypothetical. Lineage: Eukaryota; Fungi; Ascomycota; Leotiomycetes; Helotiales; Sclerotiniaceae. The record is from RefSeq and is a predicted model, not a curated record. The transcript has 2 exons. The coding region runs from base 1 to 945 and encodes 314 amino acids.